This is a messenger RNA of Rosa rugosa (rugosa rose), 2092 nucleotides long. RefSeq lists its product as uncharacterized. Bases 1389 to 2039 code for a protein of 216 amino acids. The record is from RefSeq and is a predicted model, not a curated record. NCBI's taxonomy places the organism in Eukaryota, Viridiplantae, Streptophyta, Magnoliopsida, Rosales, Rosaceae. Gene Ontology annotation, molecular function: zinc ion binding; nucleic acid binding. The transcript has 2 exons.
ACCAAUUCCAAUUGUCAUUUUACUUUGCCACGUUAUCAGCACGCUCAGAGCAAAUAGCCGAGACAAACAACCCUAGUUUUCAAGUUUGUCUCUUUCUCCCGUCGGAAAAAAAAAAACACCUUUUUCUUCUUUUGUGCCGCCACCCUAUAUAAAAAAAAAUAAAAAUGUCAACCCCAUAGCAGUACACCACCGGCCUCCCUUGCUAGCACAGCAGGCCACCACAUCGGCCUCCAUCUCGAUCCGGCGACAGCAACGUCCCCGUGUCAGCAGCCUACAAGCCUCCACCCAUCGUUGCUGCAACAAGCCAGCUGGCAAAUCACUGCACCUGCUCCUCACACUCCGACCAGCAGGCAAUUUCGACCCAGACCCGUGCAGUCUAUCGGCCUCCCCUCCCACAGCCCACCGAUCCCAGCAGCACGCGCACUUGCCUGAGCAAUACAGCCCCAUCCAGACCGGCCUCACUACAACACUUGCCGUCCAGUCUGCAGCCCAGUCGCUGCCCAUCACCGGCCACAGAUCCCAUCACCGCCCGCAACAUCUCAGCCUCGGCGCCCCUGCCCUGCUCCUGCUGCAAACCAGAAGGCCAGAUCGAUAGCACCAUCUGCAAACCAGAAACAGACGAGAAAAAAGAAGAAAGAAGAGAAAAGAGAGAAAAGAAAAGAAAGAAAAAGAGAAGAAAAAAAAGUGUGACCCAGCCCAAAGAAAAGAGCCGACCCAACAAAAAAGGAAGCAGGCCUAUGGCCCAGAAAAAAAAAAGCAAAGAAAGAGGCCCUGAGGCCCACCGAAAAAAGGCCCAAAGAAAAGACCAGGCCCAGAGAAAAAAAAACAGAAAACAAAGAAAAAAAACAAGAACAAGGCCCACUGCUGAAAAAAAUGAAGCAGCCCAGUUUUUCUCACACCCAAAAACAUCGCUACACACGCCUGCAUCAACACGCGCGUGAGCUAUGAUUGUUUUAUUUUCUCAAAAUCAAAUGGCUGAUCUAACUCGACCUGAAUUUGACAUCUUGGACUCAGAAGGACUUGAGUACCAUCGUUGGGUUUCCGAUGUAGAAACUGCAUGUGUGGCAAAAGACUACACUGCCACCAUUACCGACCCCAAAGAUGAUGAACUAUCUAACAAGGUGAAAGCAAAUGCCUUAAUGUUUCUGAGGCGACAUAUUGAUCCUAGCCUACGCUGGGAGUACCUUCAGUUGAAGACACCCAAAGAACUGUGGGAUGCCCUUAAGGGACGUUUUGGGAACAUUUAUGACACCUUGCCCCCAGAACUAACCGUUCAGUGGAAUGAAAUCUGCUUGCUUGACUAUAAAAGGGUCAAUGACUUCAACAAGGAUAUGUUGCGCCUAAAGGCACAUCUAAAUUUCUGUGGAAAUGAACUCACAUAAGAUGAUAUGAUCCAGAAGACUCUUUCUACUUUUCCUACUUCAGCAAUUAUACUAGCGAACCAGUAUAGGCUGGAGUAUGACAACAAAAGAAUCACAAUAUUCAAUAAGCUGAUCAACCUACUGCAAGUGGCUGAGAGGCAUAAUGAGGUUCUUUUGAACAACAAUGCCAGACCUGUUGGGACAAAGAAAAUUCCCGAGGCUAAUUAUGGCAAAGUGAAAGGUGGAAAGAACCUCAAUACAAAUGGGGUUGGACGUGCUGAUCCCUACCCACGUGGCAACAAUGCACCAUGUGGCAAGGGAUGUGGGGGUCGUGAUAUGGGUCGUGGAGGCCCUCCCAAUGUAUGGCACAGAGAUGGUGGUGCUGGCCCUAGUGGUCAUGGAAACAAGGUGCAAAGGGCACCUAAGAACCCUUCAGUCAAACAGGAUAGAGUUGGUAAUGAACCAUGCUAUAGGUGUGGAGUCAUUGGACAUUGGUACAAGAACUGCCAAGCAAGCAACAUAGUAGCAGCCAAUUACAAGAGGUAUAGGGAGUCUAAAGAACAAGAGGCUCACUAUAUGGAAGAAGGAGGCCAUGACCCAGACAUCAACCUCACAAUUGCAGACUUUAAUGGCAACAAGGAACUUGCUCAGUCAACUGAUGCCCCAUAUUUUGACUGAUCUGCUUUAUUUAUUUUAUUUUCCAAAAACAGUUGUGAAGGCAUAAUGCCUCA